UUGGCGACGCGGGGCUGAAUCCUCCGGGUCGGAUUUUGCGUUCCGACUCCAAAGUCCAGUCCGACGGGGAGCCAUGACGGAGGAGUCCGCCAGGAGGCGGGGCAUGGCAGCGUACGGCGGCCAGCACGCGGGCUACGUAGAGGACGAGGAGCCAUGGCAGGUGUCCCUGGAGAGCCCGCUGACCGCCGCCUCCAAAGCCCUGAUGAGCAUCGAGGGGGACGGCGAGGGCGGCGGCGCCCUGGGUCUCCUCCACGACUACCAGGCCUUCCCGCCAUCUGACGACGUCCAGCUGCGACUGGCUUCCAUCAGUCCAGGACUGUACAGCCCAGCGGAAAGUCAGUUUGAGUACAUACUGGAGGCUCCCCAGUCUCUGAGGUCGAGGAGCCCCGCCGGUCCGAUGAGUUACCUGAACAAAGGCCAGUUCUAUCCCAUCACCCUCAGGGAAGUGGGCGGAGCCAAGGGCCAGCUCAGCCUCAGGAUGCGGAGUGUUGUGAUGUUGGUGUUUGGGGAGGAGAAGGUCUCGGAGGACCAGCUCAAAUACUGGAGGUUCUGGCAGAGCAGACAGCACACCAUCAAACAACGCUGCCUUGACAUCGCCGACUACAAGGAAAGCUACAAUUCAAUUUCCAACAUUGAGGAGAUCGCCUACAACGCCGUCUCCUUCACCUGGGACUCCAGGAACCAAGCCCGGGUCUUCGUGGCGGUGAACUGUCUGAGUACGGACUUCUCGCCGCAGAAGGGCGUGCGCGGCCUCCCGCUCAACUUGCAGGUCGACACGUACGUUCGUGGACACGGCGGCGAGGCGCUGGCACACCGCGGCGUCAGCCAGGUCAAAGUGUUCUGCGACAAGGGAGCCGAACGCAAGAUCCGCGACGAGGAGAAGAAACCGAACUGCCAGCGGUCAAAGGGCACAGAUAUCCGACUGGCAUGUCAGGAGGGGUCCGUCGGGCAUCUGGAGAUCACCGUCUUCGAGACUGUGAGUGACCUGAAGGCCCAGCCAGUUCUCUUCAUACCAGAGAACCACCUCUCCUCCGCCUCCGCCAACAGAAACAUUUGCCAGCUGGAGGAGCGCGAGGAAAGCCCUGAAGUUGGUCUCGGAGACCAGUGUGGAACCCCGGUGACCCCUGAACUUAGACACCGGCUGGCUAACACUGAUGUCUGUGCAGGCCUGGCUGACUGCGCCUUGCACGAGGUAGACAACAGAGUUCUCCUGUAUGUGCGUGGAGAUGGGGAGGAGGUGUUUGAUGCUUUGAUGCUGAGGACACCGACGCUGUCCGGCCUCCUGGAAGCGGUCGGUGAAAAAUACGAGCUCCCUACAGAACGGAUUGUUAAAGUCUACAAGAGAUGUAAAAAAGGGAUACUGGUCAACAUGGAUGACAACAUCAUCAGGAACUAUUCCAACGAGGACACCUUCCAUAUCCACAUGGAGGAGGCGGAGGGGCAGAUCCUGCUAACGCUGACGGAGAUCUGACAGCAGGCCACAUAUUGACCGUUUUCUACAACUGGGACUAUGACGUAGACUCCGACCAUUUUGCAUAUCGCCGCUCUCAUCCUGAAUAUUGAACGGCGAGGGAAAUGGUACAGAGCAACAUUACAAACAAGCGACAGAAAAGAGGCCAAGCUAACAGAGAAGGUCUGGACUACGGAAUGGGAUUUAUUUUAUGUUGUAUACUCCUACUCUUACUUGAAUAUAACUUCUAAUGAAGAGGCACGCGAUGGAGGAGUAUUUCAUGUGGGCAGAUGCAGUCUUGUCAGAACCCCGGAAUCAGCAUAGCCAUAACACACAAGGUACACAAGGGAAGCAUGACCGUAUCUUAGAGGGGACAAACUUAGACGGCCAAUACAUAACAUAUCCCUUCCCCUUUACUUUUGAUGUUCCCUUAACAAAAGUAAAACAUUUCAUUCUGUAUAUACUUUCUUUAAAGUCCC
This is a messenger RNA of Lampris incognitus (smalleye Pacific opah), 1929 nucleotides long. RefSeq names its product grainyhead-like protein 1 homolog. NCBI's taxonomy places the organism in Eukaryota, Metazoa, Chordata, Actinopteri, Lampriformes, Lampridae. Gene Ontology annotation, biological process: regulation of transcription by RNA polymerase II. The coding region runs from base 74 to 1471 and encodes 465 amino acids. Gene Ontology annotation, molecular function: RNA polymerase II cis-regulatory region sequence-specific DNA binding; DNA-binding transcription activator activity, RNA polymerase II-specific. Gene Ontology annotation, cellular component: nucleus. The transcript has 13 exons. The record is from RefSeq and is a predicted model, not a curated record.